Messenger RNA from Drosophila mojavensis, 1245 nucleotides. RefSeq lists its product as uncharacterized. Lineage: Eukaryota; Metazoa; Arthropoda; Insecta; Diptera; Drosophilidae. The coding region runs from base 444 to 1055 and encodes 203 amino acids. The transcript has 5 exons. The record is from RefSeq and is a predicted model, not a curated record.
CCUUGUUUUGCUGCUGCGUGAUGUUUGCGUGCCAACAAUAUUAAUCAUGGCCCCGGGCAUCGUCAUCGAUGUCCUGCCGCUGGCCUUGGCCUGGGGUGGCCUGCGGUGGCCUACACUCGCACCUGUAUCAGGCAGGUGCGCUGGCCGAGUGCUCGUUUGAUUGAAUCGGCCAUAAAUUAGAGGGCAUCCUUUGUGCAUAGUUCGAUUUAUUUUUGGUCGCCGCCAAUUAAAACGUUUGCCAAACGCCAGCCAGAGCGCUAGACAAACGCAACUGCCACGCGCACUAAUUGCCCACUUUGAUGAUUUAAUUUAUUUUAAUUGGCAGCGCACUGAAAAGUGCGAGCACCAGCCAUGAAAUGUGCCCCAUCGGGCCACAUUCAAUUCAGCUCUGAUGCGAACUCCAAGUAAGCUCUCCGCCAGUCGCUCCUGACAACGCCCGGACAAUGCAAGCAAAAGUCGACAGAAAGUUGGUUAUAAUACUCCUGUCUCUGUGUUUUUAUGCCAAAGCCGAGCUGAGCUGCAGAGAGAUGCGCGCUAAUGCCACACGCCUGUCCGCCCGCUGCUGCCAGCUGACGCGCACCAGCCUGGACCCGGGCUACGUGGAGUGUCGCGAGGCGCUGAAGCUGCCCAAAAAGCGACGAUUCAGCUUCGCCGAGAUGUAUACCAUCAACAUGUGCCUCGAGGAGUGCAACUAUAUAGGCUCUGGCUACAUUGAAGUGGACCCGCCGUACCGCCUGGACAUGGUCCGAGUGCGGCGCAACUUGGAACAGAUCCUGCCGCAGCCACAGGAGACGAGCGUGCCCUUCAUGUUCGAUGCGUACAUUAAGUGCGAGGCUUAUCGCGCCCAGCACACGGCUCGCUUCGCGCUGCACCUGCCGGAGAUUGAAUUCAUAGAGGAGAAGUGCAACCCCUUUUCCCUGCACGUGACCAUCUGUGUGCGCAUCCAUGCGAUGCAGAAGUGCCCCAAGGAGUUCUACACGAACAGCACCGAGUGCCGCAUGGCCCAGGACUACUUCACCAGGUGCGUGGACGACAUCGAGUCGAAUGUUGCGUAGGUGCAGCCACCAGCCACCAGCCACCAGCCACGCCCACACGCCUUUGAGGCGAUACGUGUAAAUGAAAUGAAAUGAAAUGUAGAAAAGUUCUGGGAGUUCUGCUCGCAUAUAAAUUCGUGUUGCACUGCAACAAAAGCGAACAAGCACCGCUUCGAAAUAAAAGAAAAAGCCAUAAAAGUCAUAGAUGAAA